Molecule: messenger RNA, 252 nt
Organism: Trichosurus vulpecula (common brushtail)
Lineage: Eukaryota; Metazoa; Chordata; Mammalia; Diprotodontia; Phalangeridae
Product: normal mucosa of esophagus-specific gene 1 protein-like
Exons: 1
Coding region: 1-252 (83 amino acids)
Source: RefSeq, a predicted model, not a curated record
AUGAACGUCUUCCAACUCAUGAUGAAAAAGAAAGAACUUAUUCCUUUGAUCACAUUUGUGAGUAUUGCUGGAUUUGGAGCAGCCUACAUGUCCAUGUAUUCCCUUCGCAAAGCUGAUGUGAUUGUUGACAGACACACAAAUCCAGAACCAUGGGAAAAUGUGAAUCCUUAUGAGCCUCAAAAACUUAUCACAAAUAACCAAAAGUGGGAGCCUAUUGAAGAACUUCAGACUGUCAAACAGUUGACCAAAUGA